Syngnathus acus (greater pipefish) is the source of this 2506-nucleotide messenger RNA. Its product is annotated as zinc finger protein OZF-like. The transcript is spliced from 3 exons. The coding region runs from base 501 to 1520 and encodes 339 amino acids. Lineage: Eukaryota; Metazoa; Chordata; Actinopteri; Syngnathiformes; Syngnathidae. The record is from RefSeq and is a predicted model, not a curated record.
AACGAAACCAUGUUGGAAUUUCGCUCAUGGGACGUCGUCCUCCUCCAAAAUGAUGCGUGCCGCAGUUGUUGCCAUUCCAACGUUUGUCCAACCUUUCGCAUCUGCUGAAUAUUUAUGAGCGAGCGUGACGUCAUUCAAGAUCAACCCCAUUGGGCAAACGCCCAUCACCAUCGAGGUGCUCUUUGUUCCCAUGCCCUAGGUGGCAGCACGAGAAACACCACGCAUUUUAAAACAACAAAAACAAACGGAAGUGAGAUUUUUUUUGUUUUUGGACGCAGUGAGAAACAUGUCGACGACCUGAGAGCACUAAACUGUCACGGUUGUUAAUAUUUAAUCUUUCCGCUUUUGCGCGUCAACGACAACCCAAGCUCCGAAUCGGUGUAAUCGCGGAGCGUUCUGUUUGUUAGCUUAGCCUGUUAACUGCUAAGAGGCCAACUCCGGAAGUUCGUUUGCUUCCGAAGCCAGUGGAGAAGGCGAGUGGAAACUAGUCAACUUUGGAGAUGUGCAAAGUCCGGAUGCUGAGAGCCUUGGUGAACGAGCGACUCAAUGCCGCCAUGGAAGAAAUCUUUGGACUGUUCGAAAGGACCAUCGCCGAGUACGAGGAGGAACUUUGCCGAUCUAAAGAGGAGAUCGAGCGACAACGACAACUGCUGGACUCUCGCGAACAUCCGGGAAGCUUGGGCGCGAAAGCCAUCAGGACAUGUCAAGAAAAUGAUGUUGCGCCCGAGUGUCUGAAGGAGGCCGAGCCGUCCCACGUUAAGGAGGAGGACGAGAACCAGGACCGGCCCGAGUUCCCGCACCUUCUGCGGGAGGAUGACAUCACCAAGUUCCACGUGAAGAGAGAAGACGAAGAUGACCCGGCUCAGUGGUCACAUCUUAGGAGCAAAGCGGGAGAAGCCCGACCACGUAACGGCUCGUCCCCGCCGUCGGAGCGCAACGAGACGGAUGACGGCGAGGGAAGGGGCGGGGUUUCCGAGGGCGGCCGAGCGUCCCGGGGCAACGAGGCCUUCAUCUGCUCCUUCUGUAGCAAAAGCUUCGGCCGCAAGGACAGCUUUGUCCGCCACAUUCGAGGCCACACGGGUGAGAAGCCCUUUUCCUGCUCCACCUGCAGCAAGAGCUUCAAGUACCGCUACGAGAUCAGCCGCCACAUGAGGAUCCACACCGGGGAGAAACCCUUCAGCUGCUCCGUGUGCGGCAAGACCUUCGGCCGCCGGGAGCACUUGCUGUCACACACGCGAAGUCACACCGGGGAGAAACCCUUCGGCUGCUCCGUGUGCGGCCGGGGCUUUGGCCAGCGCUCGCACUUGGCGGCGCACUCCCGAACGCACACCGGCGUCAAGCCCUUCUCUUGCGGCGUGUGCGCCAACCGCUUUUCCCUCAAGUGUGUUUUGAUUGCGCACAUGAGGACGCACACGGGCGAAAAGCCCUUCGCCUGUUCCGUGUGCGGGAACAACUUCACCCGCAAGCGCCAUUUGUCCAUGCACAUGAGGAGGCACGCGGGGGAGAAAAGUGACGUUUGACGGCCGGCUCUCUCAACCAACCCGAGCGACACCUUUCUUUCUGUACUUAGCCAAGGAUUAAAUCUGGGAAUCAUCAUCUGUGAAUAGUGUGUGUAGGAGGACUUUAGUUUUACCAUUAUCCGUGUAUUUUUUUUUUUUCGCGGUUCUGCUUUAACGUCACUUUUUGUGUGUGCCAAACAGAAACGGAUGAAGAAAAAUCACAGCCGAAGAGCCGCGCUACCGGGAGACCCGGAUUUAGAUCGAGCGGGUCAGUCAUCUUUGAAGUUACUAAAGGGCGCUUCAACCAAACUGGAGGUUUAGUUUUUCUUCGAGUGUUUUGCAGGGGAAAAAAAAAUCACUCUUUUACCAGCACUUUUAAUUGUCAGAUAUAAUAUAUAUAUAAUAAUCAAUACAAGGAGCAUUAUGCCACUGGGGAACGUCCUACUCACUCAGUGCCGAGCCAUUGAAAGAGUGUUAGCCACUGAAGGGCAGACAUCGCAUAUCAGCACCUCUAAGCCCGAGGCCAAAAUUUGAAGAAGAGCUUAAUCGUCACGGCCGCGUAAUGUCGAUCGCAAUUGCAACAUUGAUUUGUCCCCCAACCCUUAACAGCGUUGACAGUUGCCCUAACCCGAAACUGAGAUGCAUGCACGUGAGUGAGCCAGCCCUUUCGUUUGGUACCUAUGGAAAACAAACUAAUGCUCAAGUCUUUGACAAAGUUGAUUUAUGUGGGAAAAUGUGCCAUUAUUGAAUUUUUAUUUAUGCUAAAAUCCCUUUGAAUAAAUUUUGUGUCGACGUGCAUUUGAAAAUUAAAACUACUCGCCUGUGCAAUAUUGGCACAUGUGCUUAUUUUUUGUCAUCCGUCUGCAGCACACCAGAAGCGCUUCUGCAUUUCAGUUGAGGUGUCCCUGCUUUAGUGUAUGUGUUGCAUGCGUCAAAUUGUUGUAAUCGUAGUUGUGUUUUCACCUUUCUGCCGUUAUUAGACAUGAGGAAGUGCUCUCGUCUGUUUA